AUGGCGCUGCUCAAGAACAAGUACAUGCCUCUGAGCGAGGCGGACGUGUCGCCCGAGCGCGUGGCGUCCUACGACGGCCAGCACCUCACGCUGUCCUCGUCGCCCGACGCCGCGGCCUUCGUCAUGGGCAACUACCUGGGCGGGGGCAUCGCGGGCGUCGUGUACGAGGCCUUCGACCAGCGCGCCAAGCGCCCAGUCGCCGUCAAGAUCCUCAACCCCGUGGGCUACAAGCUCACGAGCCCGGGCUCGCUGCGCCGCGCCGAGGUCGUCAAGAAGGGCGCGCCCGUGGUCGGCCACGUGCGCGGCAUGACGCUGGACAACGUCUACUGGGUGCAUCUGCCCAGGCGCAGGGAGCUGCUGGCCUGCUACGCCACCGCCGGGUCCCCCGUGCUGCGCGAGCUCACGCUCGAGAUGUGCGUGAGCCUCUGGCUGCUGGACCACCACGACGACGAGCUGCAGCCCAGCGCGGCCAGGCGGCGCCCGCGCAGCGCGGACCGCCGCGCCGCCAGCUUGAGCUGCGAGGACCCCGCGGGCUCCGCGUCCGCGGCCACAGCGGCGGAGGAGGAAGGGGAGGAGAUGGACGGGGAAGGAGAGGUGGUCGUGGUUAACGAUGUCGCCUACGUGAUCCCCAGCAUGCCGGCCAAGUACCGCGCGUUCCUGCAGGCGAGGAAGACCAUCUACCGGGAGAUCGCGCACAUGCACAAGCUCACGGGCAACAGUGUGAGCGGAGAACGGAUUGGCAGUGGACACGAGAACGUGCUGCAGCUUUACGACGUGCUGGAGCUGGUGCAGCCGUCCAAGUCGACGAUCUUCCUCGUGCUGGAGCUGGCCUACGGAGGAGAGCUCUUUGACCGUAUUAGAGGCGACUCGGGCGUCGAGGAGGACACGGCGAGGACGUACUUUACACAGCUGCUGGCUGGAGUGAGGUAUUGCCAUCAACUGGGCAUUGUACACCGAGACCUCAAGCCCGAGAACUUGCUGCUGAGCGACGCGGACGUGCUCAAGAUCGCGGACUUUGGCCUUUCGGCGCACUUUAUUGCGGCCGUGAGCAGCGGAGCGAGCGCCGACGAGCUGGACAACAACGGAGAGGGCGGACUUACCAACAUGAUGGCGCCCUCGCGCUUCCGACGGUUGAAUUCCAUCGUUGGGUCGCCGCACUACGUGGCUCCGGAGGUGUUGCAGAACGCGCGGUACGGGUACGACGGCCGCAAGGCGGACAUGUGGAGCAGCGGCGUCAUUCUGUACGGACUUCUGGUCGGCACGCUCCCCUUUGGACGCGAUCUGGCCACGUGCCCGCGGUAUCUCAAGUUCGGCGAGUGGCUGCGGUCUCUGCCCGUGGACCCGCACACUGGCAAGCUCCUGUUCGACGCCAACCUGUUCCAGACUGGCGGCAGCUCUAGCGGCUCUAAACAGGAGAUGCCGGAGAUAUCCCCCACCCACCCAAGCUUCCACGCGACCCCGCCAAUGCUCGGGCUUAUGCUGAACGGCUCCAAUAUGCUGUGGAACCAGAACCAGGCCGCCGGAUCGUGCUCUGCGUCCGCAAGCGCCAACAGUCCGUUCUCGUCCGACGCCGGUAUGCUCAAGUCGGGAGCUGCUGGCGUGGGCGGCGUUCAGUCGCGACGAUCUGUGGCCUUCCCGACGUGGUUCUUCCCGCCGACAUUAUCACCCAACGCCGUCUUCCUGCUGGCGUCUUUGCUGCACCCCGACCCGAGCAAGCGGAUUUCAUGCGAGGAAGCCUGCAAGUCGAGCUGGGUGCUCGAUGUGUAG
Phytophthora sojae is the source of this 1767-nucleotide messenger RNA. RefSeq lists its product as hypothetical. NCBI's taxonomy places the organism in Eukaryota, Oomycota, Peronosporomycetes, Peronosporales, Peronosporaceae. Gene Ontology annotation, biological process: protein phosphorylation. The record is from RefSeq and is a predicted model, not a curated record. The transcript has a single exon. Bases 1 to 1767 code for a protein of 588 amino acids. Gene Ontology annotation, molecular function: protein kinase activity; ATP binding.